GCCCACACACGACUAAUACCCUUUGUUCUCCUUUUGUUUCUUCUUUCAUCUUUUCGAAUUUGUUGCCACUCAAAGGGGCAGUAUAAAUAUGUAUAGCGUAGGCACCGCUCCCCUUCGCCUUCAUCCUCAUUGCUCUCCAGUAACUUUUCUCCAUCCGCUGAUAUGAACCUCCAAGUCGUCCCACCUCCCUGCUGUUAUUUUACGUUUUCCAUCGAUGUCGCUGCAACACUGGACGUGUACUGUGAUGAAGGUGACAAUGUUAUGCUGCAAAAACUGGAGGGCUUGAAGGACAAGACAUAUGCGGGCUACUGCGUGGCGGUCGAGGGCCGGGUUGACGAGCAUAACAAAUUUCAUACAGCGUAUAUUCGACCAGUGCAACAGGGUCUCACAAAACCUUACUCUCGGAAACCUCAUCAUGCGCGACCAUCCAUGUGCAUUCCUAUCUUUCCGGAAACGACCCAUCCCAGGUCAAGAGAACCUCUUGAGUUGUCGAAGCUAUUGCCUUGGAAAAACUGCUAUCAUCCCACCCGCUACGACCUCUAUGCCCGCGUCCCGACAGAAUGGCGCGACUAUUCUCAGUCGCCCCGUGUGCUAGGCUUCUCACCCCAGCUUGUCAAACCUUUGGCCGAAGAUUUACGCUACAACCGACUCCUUCAGUCAGGACUAGAUGAGGACCGGGUUCUUCGGAUUCUCGACGGUCAAGAACCUGCUCCAGAUACAGACGACACCUCGGAGACUGAUAAUCAACCUUGCCAGUCCUUUCUCGCCAACAUACCCGGUUCAGAGGAACCAAAGGACGAUGAUAUGUUCAUGCCCGUCCUUCGUAUCGACCAUGUCCUGUCAAAUGUGCCGGAAAUAUCUGAUCCCUCGCAGCUAUGGGAAGACCGCGAUCUUUUUGAAGAGUAGACGAUUUUCGCUCCGAAUUGCCAUUGUCCUAAACCAUUGAUUUGCUU
Desarmillaria tabescens is the source of this 953-nucleotide messenger RNA. RefSeq lists its product as uncharacterized. The record is from RefSeq and is a predicted model, not a curated record. Lineage: Eukaryota; Fungi; Basidiomycota; Agaricomycetes; Agaricales; Physalacriaceae. The transcript has 2 exons. The coding region runs from base 163 to 906 and encodes 247 amino acids.